Messenger RNA from Lingula anatina, 2278 nucleotides. Its product is annotated as UDP-glucuronosyltransferase 1-2-like. Gene Ontology annotation, molecular function: UDP-glycosyltransferase activity. Lineage: Eukaryota; Metazoa; Brachiopoda; Lingulata; Lingulida; Lingulidae. The record is from RefSeq and is a predicted model, not a curated record.
AGUGAGACUUCCCACAGGGAUAGAUCGAUCGAAAAUCUGUGGGAAUGGGGUCUUAAUCUCUGUCAUGACCUUCUGUAAGAAACUGUAUGUCUUUACCUGAAACAUUCAAUAGUGCAGACGUUAAAAUGGGAGGAUGGAUUUUCAUUGACACUUGAUUACCUUAAUAUGAUCAGUACAAAAAAUUCACAAACUAAACUUAACUAAACUAAGAGUUUUAUACAUUUGAAUGGAUACUAUUCUAACAUAACAGCAAUUGAUACGCACUGUGUAAUUAUGCAGCUAAUGGGUUAAGUGUACAUAUAAAAUGUUUAAUUCAUAUGCAUUAUUCUCUAAGAAUUUUCAAUAUCACAUAUCAGCCCAUAUGUGUGUGCCCACGUGUGUGUAUGUGUUGGCCAUGGGCAUAUCAGGGUAUGGUUCUGAAACACCCUUAUCAGCUAGUGACCUUUAUCUAUUGCAUGUUGAAAGAAAUGACCGCAAGGUCAGAGACAUGCUACAAUUUACCCCAUAUGCCCUCUCUAGAGUGAUAUAUAAAGUUGAGUCAAUAUUUGUACCAGUAAGUCUGAGUCUUCAGACUCGCACUGUUCAAUCACAUGUUCCAGCCAAGCAGUCAACAUUUAAAAUGCUUGCAUUUUAUAUACUGUGGAUGCUUGUUUUGGCAAAUCAUUGUGAGGGUGCAAAGAUAUUUGUUUUCCCAUAUACCCACAUAUUCAAUUCAAGAACAUUCAAUAUGGAAAAGAUUGCCAUCUUGCUGCGAGACCAGGGCCAUGAGAUUACCAUGCUGGUUGCAGACCAUUACAAACCAAAGCUUGACCUACAUGAUGUGAAACUGAUCAGAUUUCACAUUGAUGAAACUGAAGUCAACAAAGGUGGUGUGUUUGAUCUCCAGACUGCUUUUGCCAUCAUUGAACAUGAUCCAGUUAUUGCUCUUAGACAAAUGGAUGACAGUGAUUACUUACUCAGUCAUUCAUUGUUUAGCGAUAAGGAAACUUUGAUGCAGUUAAAAAACUCCAACUUCUCGCUUUAUUUCUUUGAUCCCUUUAACUUUGGAGCCAGUACUCUUCUGAAUGAGUAUUUGAAAGUGCCAUCAGUUGGUUACUGGAAUCAUGGCAUCUGGAACCCUUGGUAUGUUUUUCGUCAACCAAUGUUUUAUUCAUUCAUUCCUAACAUUCCUACUGGACUCUCUGACCAUAUGAACUUUUGGGAAAGGUUACACAAUUAUGAGGUGGACCAAAGUAUUCAAGGCUGGCUGGAUGAUAAGAUGGACUAUAUAGAAGGCCUUAGAUUAAAGUAUCUUCCAGAGGAAAAUAUUCCCCACAUGAAGCAUGCAUUUGAGAGGGUUUCUCUUAUGAUUGCUGCAAAUGCUCAUUUUGCCUUAGAUUACCCCAGACCAGUCAUGCCCCAUGUCAAACCUAUCUCUGGACUCCUGUGGACACCAGCAAAACCUCUGCCCAAGUUUUUCAAUGAUAUUGUUACAACUGCUACUCACGGGGUUAUUCUACUAAGCUUUGGAACUAUUGUGCCACAUUUGGAAGAGGAAAAAGCAGAGAUGUUUGCCAGAGUUUUUGCUAAGCUUCCCCAGAAGGUAAUUUGGCGCCAUGAUGGAAAAGCUCCAAAGUCACUAGGCAGUAAUACAUAUCUGGUAAAGUGGUUUCCACAGAAUGAUCUUCUUGCUCACCCAGCCACUAAACUGUUCAUCACCCACUGUGGAGUAAGCAGCAUGUGGGAGACCCUGUACCAUGCAGUGCCUGUGGUGGCCAUUCCUCUCUUUUGGGAUCAGCCCCAAAAUGCUAGAAAAUUAACAGAUCGUGUUAAAGUUGGGGUGUCCCUUGACUAUCUAACCCUUACUGAAACUAAGUUAGAAAAUGCCAUUAGGAAGGUCUUGAAUGAGAAAUCUUACAAAGAAAAUGCAGAGAAGAUUUCACUAAUUUUGCAAGACACUCCUAUGUCAGGACAGGAAGAACUCUUAUUUUGGUUCAACUACACCAUGCGUCACAAUGGAUCUCUUCACUUUCAUUCCCAAGCAGCUUAUAGUUUAAACUGGUAUCAGUACUUUCUGCUGGAUGUCAUUGCUUACAAAGUGGUGGUUAGUUGUUUGCUCAUUACUGCUUAUGUUCUUCCUACAGUAGUUUUGUGGAAAUUAAUGAGAAGCAUACUGAAAUAUUUUCAGCAGGUUAAUUAAAAAAUAAAUUCUUACUUUAACAAGGGAUUAUGUCUGUGUUUACAGAAUGGUGUUUAAUUUUAUUAUUAUUACUAAGAUAUUCUGACACAAAAAUUUAAG